Messenger RNA from Myxocyprinus asiaticus (Chinese sucker), 5988 nucleotides. RefSeq names its product tubulin polymerization-promoting protein. NCBI's taxonomy places the organism in Eukaryota, Metazoa, Chordata, Actinopteri, Cypriniformes, Catostomidae. The transcript has 5 exons. The record is from RefSeq and is a predicted model, not a curated record. The coding region runs from base 269 to 961 and encodes 230 amino acids. Gene Ontology annotation, cellular component: microtubule. Gene Ontology annotation, molecular function: tubulin binding. Gene Ontology annotation, biological process: microtubule polymerization; positive regulation of protein polymerization; microtubule bundle formation.
UGAUCCACUCUGGUUUGUUGAGUGCGAAGUGACAGCGCGCGUGCCAAUCGACGCGCGGCGCUUCAUCCGCGAGCGUGUUCAGGCAGCGUCGCGUCUUUAUUCUCACAGAAAUCUGAUGUAAACACAUCUUUUUUUAGACACUGACAAAGAGCAGAGAACGACAGAAGAAACAGCAUUCAGUUGCAUCAAGAAACACAAGGAACGACCACAAAGGAGCAACACUGACGUGGAAUCAGAGAGCUGGAGGGGCAGUCGAGGGCAAAGCAACAUGGAGGAGUUUAAAGUCCAGACCGCCAAACACCCGGUGCCCAACAGCUCGCCCAUGAGGCCGCAGAGCGAGCACUCUAAAGAGCAUACGGCCAAACGUCUGUCCUCCGCAUCCAACGGCACGAGCGAUGGAGGUGCGGGCGUUAAAACACCCGUGGAGAUCACGGCGCUGGAGGAGUCGUUCCGCAAGUUCGCCAUUCAUGGAGACACGCGCGCCACUGGCAAAGAAAUGAACGGCAAGAACUGGUCCAAACUGUGUAAAGACUGCGGCGUCAUCGAUGGCAAGAACAUCACCCUCACAGAUGUGGACAUCGUCUUCUCCAAAGUCAAGAACAAAUCCAGCCGCACCAUCACAUACAGCCAGUUCAAAGAAGCUCUCGCGGAGCUUGCCGGGAAACGUUUCAAAGAGAAAAGCAGCGAGGACGCCGCACAAGAGGUUUACAAAAUGAUAGAAGGGAAAUCGCCCGUUAUAUCUGGAGUUACGAGAGCUGUGGCUUCACCCACCGUGUCCCGUUUGACGGACACCACCAAGUUCACCGGCUCUCACAAGGAGCGUUUCGACAAGACGGGGCGCGGGAAGGGAAAGGCGGGGCGAGUGGAAGUGGUUGACACAUCGGGAUACGUGCCUGGAUACAAGCACGCAGGGUCGUACGAGAAGAAAGUUCAAGGGAAACCGCCACAAAAACCCAUGUGAGAUAUGCAAUGAAUGCAUUAGAAGACAAACCCCGACUCUAUAAAGCACAAAAGGAUUUUCCGUUUCCAUUGAGGUUGUCUUUUUCCUCUGUGGUUUUGUUCCUUUUCCUAUGUGUGUGUUUUAACUGGAACACUGUUUACAACCGAACAAAGUCAUCGCCAGCUUGUACAUUCCUAACAAACUGCAUGUUGAUGCAGUGCGAUAGCUCAUCUAUGCCAGCAGAAAGUAAAGUGACUACAGUAUUGCACGCUCUACUAUUGAAGGUUUGUGUCGAUAAUCUGUUGUGCUAUUGAAAUGAAAUGCACAUUUGAGCAUUUGACAUUUUUCUUAUGUUUCAGUAGAGUAAGGCCAGAAACAUACUUAACGCAAGUAUGCAGACACAAAUGCUUGACCAGCAUACUGCAAGUACAAGGUCCUGUUAUACAUACUUAAUGUGCGUUGUUACGCUACAGUGGCGGUAACAAACAUCAGUACUCUAGGGGGCGAUAGAGUUUCCUUCAAAUGUCCGUGACAUUAAACCAGAUGAGUUAUUAUUCAGGUAGCUAGCUAUUAAAUGUGUUGAAAGUUUAUUAAACUUUAACUAACUUGCUUAGAAAGAUUCUCUUCAAACAUGUUCCCUCAUGACCAGUGUUGGGUGUAAUCUAAUUACAAAGUCAUUAAUUACUGUAAUCGAAUAACUUUGUAGUCAUAGUGUAAUGAAUUACAUUUUUAAUUCUUAUCAGAUUACAGUUACUGACUUUCUAUGAAGUACUAAGUCUCUUACUUGAGUUACACAUUUUUUAAAAUAAUAUUAAUUUAUGUAGAAUAUAUUUGUGUUUCUGCGACAGCUGAAGAGUCACUAACGAGUCAUUGGAAGGGAGUUUAAGACUUGCAUGCAACAAUGAACAAGGGGAAAUAUAGAGAUUAUUUUGAAUUCCUAGAGCGUAAAAACAAAAUGGAUUAAGUGUUUUAGAAAGUAACUUAAAAGUCAAGUAAUUCGUAAUGUGAUUACUUUUCAUUAAGUAAUCGGUAAAGUAAUUUUGUUACAAUUUUAGAGAUUUAAGUACUUACCCAACACUGGUCAUGACAGUAGUUGACCUGAAAGAGAAAACUGACCGUGGAAGAACAGUUUGCGAUAAUUUCCGCUAUAGCGCCCCUUGUGGCAACGCUGAAAAUGCAACGCGUAGUUGCAUUUCGGAACACGACGAUGCACAAAAUCCAGCUUGCAUAGCCAGACACUUUUGCAUUCACAUACUUGCGAAAGAGUAUGUAUCGGGCCUAAGUUCUAUACAAAUAUAUUUUUAAUUUAUUUGUCUUAUCAAAAAUGACAUAUCAUUUAUUUAAGUCAUUUGGACAGAUGGUUUUAAAACCUGACCUUGAUAACGGAUUUAUUCUGCUAUGUUGUUAUUAGAACUAAGCUUAGACCAUUCAGAUUUCAAAACUAAAGUCAAUUCUACUGAUAUUGCAUUUCAUUUAUAUUUUGACAUAUCUUUGGUCAUGAACCGAAUGCAAAGGUCCAGCCAUUCUAAACUGUUCGUUUGAUGCAUAAAACUGCUUGUGCUCAAGAUUGUAUAUCUAGUAGUUUGGUUGAUGCUUCUAUCCUGUAUUUGGGUAUGUCAAGUUCAUGGCAUAACUAUGCAUUUCUAAUACUAUAAUGGCAUAAUAUGGAACACUGGCUGUGUGUUGUUUUAAGGUAAUUGUGGAAUGAUUAUUAAUCAUUAUGUGAAGGAACCCAGCGUCAGAAAAUGUACAGGACUUUCUGGGAAUCUAUCCUAUUUGCGGUUGAUAACAUAUAGACCUAAUAACAGCAUCAGUGAAAUAGGGAUCAUGCCUUUACAGAACGCCUCUGUCUGUCCCAACUAAAAGCUUUGGCCAAACAUAAAAAAAUGAACAAUAUAGUUGGUAGUCUCUAACGAUUUUAACACGUCUAAACAGGCCCACACAGAAUGAUUGAAAUUCUGCAGAUUUGAAACACGUGUUAAUUCACAAAAUUGCGCUGUUGAAAUAGUUUUUUUAAAAAGUGCGCUCAGGUGCAUUUAAUACAUUUGACCAUAUUCAAAUCUGUUUUACAGACUAUCCCCAGAAUUAACGCAGAUCAUUUAUCUGAUUAAAUCUGCAGAUUUCGGGCGGGCCUGAUUAAGAGCAAUAGAACAAACUCAGAAAUUUAGGUAUUUAAGGUAUUAAAUGUAUUUUGUAUUCUGCUGUGGAUUUUAGUUUGAAAAGCACUGUUAUUAUAUCAAGGCACUUUGCUUUUUUUGUUAGUAUGUGCAAUGUUUCUGCCAACAGAACUAUGUUUACAAGAGUCAAACUCUAGCCAAAUGAUAUGCAGUAACUAACAGUGGCAUGGCAUAAGUGUUAAAUCUAAACCAAUACAUUCCCUUUAUUGUACUGGUGUUCAUGUUUUGUAUAAAUGCACUGCCAUCUGAACACAAGAUUCAAUUUUCAGGGUUUCCACAUUAUUUAACCAAUACAUUUCCAAGACUUUUCCAUGAACUUUCUAGCUCUUAAGGAUUUUAUUUUGAACCAUUCAAAUUCACACCGAUUCGGUAAUUAUUCUACUCGAGCAAUAAUUAGUUGAAAAUGUAUAUUGGAGCAGCGCAUAACUAGAAAAAAUGUAUAUUGAUUAUAGAAAUUUUGGAAACACUUUACAAUAAGGUUUUAUGAAAUAACAAUGAACAGAUUUUUUUUUUUUCCCAACAUUUAUUAAUCUAUCUUAAAUGUUUAAUUUACUACUAUUCAUGGCGGUCUGGGUAGCUCAGCGAGUAUUGACACUGACUACCACUCCUGGAGUCACGACUUCGAAUCCAGGGUGUGCUGAGUGACUCCAGGCAGGCUUCCUAAGCAACCAAAUUGGCCCGGUUGCUAGGGUGGGUAGAGUCACAUGGGGUAACCUCCUUGUGGUCCCUAUAAUGUGGUUCUCGCUCUCGGUGGGGAGCGUGGUGAGUUGUGCGUGGAUGCUGCGGAGAAUAGUGUGAAGCCUCCACACGCACUACAUCUCCAUGUUAACGCGCUCAACGAGCCACGUGAUAAGAUGCGCCGAUUGAUGGUCUCAGACGUGGAGGCAACUGAGAUUCGUCCUCUGCCACCUGGAUUGAGAUGAGUCACUACGCCACCACGAGGACUUAGAGCGCAUUGGGAAUUUGGCAUUCCAAAUUGGGGAGAAAAUAAAAAAAAAUAAAAAAUAAUAUACUACUUUUCAUUGUUAGUUUAUGCCAGGUUAUAAUGCAUUAACUAUUAUUAACAUACAGAACUUUAAAUGUUAAAAACGUUUUGUAGAAAUUAAAAUCUAACAUUUACAGAAUUAAUUAAACUUGGUUAAAGUUUUCUUCAUUGUUAGGUCAUGUUAACUAUUGCGUUAUUACACAGCUAUCUGGUAUACUUGAUUCUGAUUGGUCAAUGGCGCCAUCUAGCGGUCUGAUAUCUCUGAGUAACAACCGCACAUCCAGGGAUUAAGACGUAUCAGACCACUUCUCCGGGUAUUAGCGAGCCUUCUUUCCUGCUUCUCGGAUCACUAUGCGAUCUCUACAAGUAAGCUAAUAAAAUAAUUUAAACUCAAAUCAAUGUUUCAUGUGCAUUUAUUUAUUUAUUUGGCAACUAGUUUUUUAGUAAGCUGUAUAAUGGGGGGCCUGGUUAGCUCAGCGAGUAUUGACGCUGACUGCCUCCCCUGGAGUCGCAAGUUUGAAUCCAGGGUGUGCUGAGUGACUUCAGCCAGGUCUCCUAAGCAACCAAAUUGGCCCGGUUGCUAGGGAGGGUAGAGUCACAUGGGGUAACCUCCUCGUGGUCACUAUAAUGUGGUUCUCUCUCUCGGUGGGGCGCGUGGCGAGUUGUGCGUGGAUGCCGCGGAGAAUAGCGUGAAGCCUCCACACGCACUAUGUCUCCGCGGUAACGCGCUCAACAAGUCACGUGAUAAGAUGCGCGGGUUGAUGGUCUCAGACGCGGAGGCAACUGAGAUCCAUCCUCCACCACCCGGAUUGAGGCGAGUCACUACACCACCACGAGGACUUAGAGCGCAUUGGGAAUUGGGCAUUCCAAAUUGGGGAGAAAAUAAAAGAAUAAAUAAACUGUAGUCAGACGGUCAUCAAUUACAAAGUAAACACCACCAGAACUCCGCCGCAAACCGGAGGUGGAUUUCAGCCGUUCAGCUAUUUCUUCCUUCUCACAUAACUACAACGCAAAUCAGUAUUUUGUGUCCAUUUAUUUAUUUGGUUAGUAGUCGUGUAAUAAGCGGGAUAAUGUACAGUCAGCACAGGGCGAUUCAAGUUUCCUUCGCUUCGUGGUCCUGAUCACUCUGUCGGGUUUAUUUUGCAACUGUACAUUAACCAUUACAUGGUUAACCAUUACGUAAUGUAUACAACCUUAUUGUAAAGUGUUGCCAACUUUUCCAUGAACAUUCUAGUUGUUUGUGAAAACUAUAUAACGACUUUUAAAAACUAUUCGAAUUCACAGAUUCGCGAAUGAAUCAUGCAGACCCAUUUGUGAUCCUGUUCGCAGUAAUCUAAUGUUAACUUAUGCACUGUUAAAGUGUUACAGAUUUAUACGAUUAUCAUGGCUUUUCCAGGCCUGGAAAUCACCAUUUUAAACUUCCCUCAAAUUUCCAUGUUUUCAAGGAGUGUUUGGAAACCCUGAACUUUGUAAUAGAUUAAAUUGUCCACUUCUAUGGAGGAAACAACUAAUGCAUCUAAGGGUUUAAAGGGACGAAUGAUUAGUGUAUAGACAUAUUCUUCUACAAAACAUCUAUUUUUCAGAUAUGAACAGUGGCUUAUGGUUCCUAUCAUACAUGUCAUGCUCGCCUGUAGAUUCUGCUUAGAAAGUGACAUUUAUGACAAUAAACCACAAAGUACAUUUGCUGUCGUAUUUAAUGUUUUGUGUGCUUAAUGCCAAAUACUGUUGUUAACCAUCUGUUUUGAAGAACAAUGCUGUCUGUUUUUAAAUAAUAUUUUUCAGUGUUCUACAGUAUCCUGAUAUGCAUGUUUUAUGGUGAUGAUAAAACUGAUUUUAACGUGUCAGUGUUUUGUAGCAUUGUACUGAAUAAAAAACAAACUACCUGG